Molecule: messenger RNA, 1053 nt
Organism: Haemonchus placei
Lineage: Eukaryota; Metazoa; Nematoda; Chromadorea; Rhabditida; Trichostrongylidae
Source: the annotation of a GenBank genome assembly
UUGCAGUGGGAUGGCCGAAACUACAACAAAUGGGGAGUGAUGCGUCAUCCGAUGGUAUUGAAUUUCAUCAACGAACGCCUCCUUGAUUGUGCUUUCUUCUACACUUUGCAUAUUCUGGCUUUUGGCGUGUUUUUAUUGUUGCUGUCAUCGCAUAUAUUCUCCAGUACUGUGGCUAAAGAUAUUGCUGUCACAGCCUUCAUAGCUUUAUUCCUAUUCUUUAUGCUACUUAAAGGUGCUAUUAAAGCUCGCAUCUCACAUUCGAUCUCUUUCUGGUUCGUCAUAGCUUACACCUUUAACCUAGCCACCUAUCUGGCCACAUUUCUCUACGUUUGGCUCCCAACGAUGUUCAGUUAUGACGAUUAUCACGAGGAAGUCAAGAAAGUCAUUCUAUGGUUUCUUCCCAUCGUGGCAAUCAUCUCUGCGUGGGUGAAUUUCCUCUACAUUCUAAGGAAAUCCCCUUAUGGCAUCUAUAUAUUUAUGAUGGUCCGUAUAUUACGAUCAUUCGGACAUAUCGCCACCAUCUGGAUUCCCACGUUGGUCGCUUUUUCGUUCGCGUUUCAUCUGAUUAUGAGAGAUUCGGGCACAGAACCAUGGGAAAGCCUGAAGACGGAUGAUGACGCCACGGUACUGCAAAAGCUGUUUAUCAUACUCCAGGCAAUCACCAAAACGUCGACAAUGAUGAUCGGUGAAGUGGACGCAAACGACAUUCUCGGCACCCGUCAAUGGAUUCCCAGCAUCUUGGUCCUGGUAUUCGAGAUUAUCACCGUCAUUCUGUUGAUGAAUCUUAUGGUUUCCCUCGCUGUUGGAGACGUGAGCGAUCUGAGGAAUACGGCUCAGGAUAAGAUCUUGAAGAUCAAGGUGAAUUUUGUGAUCGAGGCGCUGCAACUGAGCGAGCAUGUGGGUGUUGGUGGCCUGCCGCUGACUCCUCUUCAUAAACGGACCACUAAUAAUGUCUUAGUGGUGCACAGUGAUGGCAGCUACUUUACGGUCUAUGACGAGACACUGCGCAUCGGUUCGUGUCUGAAUUGUGAAACUAAAUUAUCUACUCGAUAG